GCAUUGCGCCGCCACUUUGGCGUUUGCUUUCGAUCGGAAUUUCUCCCUUUAAUGUUAGUUUUCCGGCUCGUUUUCCCGGAACUCCGGUGAAUUUCCGGCGGAGAUGUUCAGGUCGGCGAGAUGGAGGAGCGAGAAGAACAAGAUCAAAGUUGUUUUCAAGCUUCAGUUUUAUGCGACUCAAGUACCAAAGUCAAAUGUGGAUGGAUUAACAAUAUCUGUGGUGCCUGGAGAUGUGGGAAAGCCAACAUUAAGAUUGGAUAAGGCUAUGGUUCAAGAAGGAUGCUGUCGGUGGGAAAAUCCAGUCUAUGAGACUGUUAAAUUUGUGAGGGAGCCCAAAAAUGGGAAGAUCAAUCAGAAAAUAUAUCAUCUUAUUGUGUCAACGGGAUCGGCCAAAGGCGGUUUGAUUGGGGAAGCUUCCGUUGAUUUUGCUGAUUAUGUUGAGGCAAUCAAAGCUUCAGCUCUUUCUCUUCCAUUGAAGAAUUCAACAUCUAAAGCAGUUCUGCAUGUUUCAAUACAGAGGGUGCAGGAGAAUGCUGAUCAAAGAAAGGUAGAAGAAGGUGAAGAUGCAAACUUUAAAUUCCAAGAUAGGAGCUUGAAGGCCCAUAUAAGCAAUGAUGAUGCAGAAGAAGAAAGCAUUAUGAAUGCUGUCAUUGAAGAUGGAGCUUUCAACAAAACUGGCCACAAUGUUGAAUUUAAAUUGAAUCGUGGAGCAUCUUGUGCAUCUGACAAUACCAUUUCAAGUUCUGACAGUAGCUCUGGACUUAAUACUCCAGGAGAACUUGGAGUGGGAAAUAAUAAUGUCCAUCAAGACCUUACUAACAAUCCUUCAUCUCUGAACCACGCCCCAGUGCCUCAUAGACCAACAGCAAAUGCCUCCAUAACAACCAUUGAAGAGCAUCAUAGAUCACAAUGGGGAUGGCUAGCCUGUUCUGAUCAUGGAACGAGCACUGAUGAGUCUACCAGUGGUUCUCAGGAUACCUUCCCAGGAGGAAAGUCUGAACAUGCUUCAGAUAACGAGAUUGAAAAAUUCAAGGCUGAGCUUUUUGCCUUGACCAGGCAAGUCGAUGUAUCAGGGUUGGAAUUACAAACCCUCAGAAAGCAAAUUGUAAAAGAGAGCAAAAGGGGGCAGGAUCUCUCACAAGAAGUUGUUUGCUUGAAAGAGGAAAGGGAUGCCCUCAAAGUAGAAUGUGAGAAACUGAAGGCCUUUCAGAAGCGAAUGGAUGAUGCAAAAGCAAAGAGCAGAUUGCAGCAUGAGUGUGGGGACCCCUUGGUUGUUCUUGAAGAAAUCAGGCAGGAAUUGAGUUAUGAGAAGGACCUGAAUGCCAAUCUGCGGUUACAACUGCAGAAGACUCAGGAAUCAAAUGCUGAGUUGAUCCUGGCUAUACAAGAUCUAGAAGAAAUGUUGAAUGAGAAGGAUGGGAAGAUAUCAAAUCCUCCAAGCAAAUCAGGGCCUCUGGAGAAUGCUGAACAGUCAAGAAGUGAUACAGAUGAGGAUGAAGAACAAAAGGCUUUGGAAGAGCUUGUUAGGGGGCACAGGGAUCCCAAGGAAGCCUAUCUUCUUGAGCAAAGGAUCUUGGAUCUCCAAAGUGAGAUGGAGAUCUACAGGAGAGACAAGGAUGAAUUAGAGAUGCAGAUGGAACAGCUUGCACUUGACUAUGAGAUCCUGAAGCAGGAAAAUCAUAACAUGUCAUAUAAAUUAGAGCAAAGCCAGCUGCAAGAUCAACUGAGCAUGCAGUGUGAGUGCUCAUCUUCCUUUCCUAACAUAAAUGAACUUGAGAAACAAAUUGACAAAUUGGAAACUGAGCUCACGAAGCAGUCAAAAGAAUUCUCUGACUCAUUAGCCACAAUAAAGGAACUUGAAACCUGCAUCAAGAACUUGGAGGAAGAACUGGAGAACCAGGGACAAGCCUUUGAAGCUGAUCUAGAGACUGUAACAUGUGCCAAAGUCGAGCAGGAGCAGAGAGCCAUCAGAGCAGAGGAAGCCUUGCAACUGAUGAGAUGGAAAAAUGCAAAUACAGCUGAACGGCUACAGGAGGAAUUUAGAAGGCUCUCCAUGCAAAUGACCUCUACAUUUGAUGCUAAUGAGAAGUUGGCCACAAAAGCAUUGACAGAAGCUGCUGAACUGCGCAAGCAGAAAAACCAUCUGGAAGGACUGCUCGAGAAAGCUCAUGAACAGCUCCAGUCAGCUAGAGAGGACUAUGAGGCAAAACUAUCUGAGCUUUCCAGCCAAAUAAAUUUUAAGUCAAAUCAGAUAGAACAGAUGCUGGGGGAUCUUGAUGAUAAAUCAAAGCAGCUCCAACGUCAAAGGCAGCAUGAGGAUGAAGUUACUGGGGCUUUCUCCCUGGAGAUUGGCAGGCUAAAAGCUGAGAUUGAAAAGCUGACUACUGAAAAAAAAUUACUCUGUGAAAGAGCAGAGCAGAGAGAAAAUAUAAGCCUUGAACUGGAAAAGAUGAAAACAUCACUAAAUGAGACAGAGACACUGGUGCAAAGAUUAAAUGUGGAAAGAAAUGGGAUGGUUGGUACAAUUGCUUCGUUGAAGAAAGAAGCGGAGAAGUCAUUAGAUGAAUUGCAGAGUAUGAAGCAUCUCAAGGAUGAAAUGGAGACGGCAGUUAACUUCCUACAGUCAGAGUUGGACUCACUCAAAGCUCAUUGUAGGGAAUUGAAGCAUUCGUUGUCUGAAGGUGAGGUUGAGAAAGGAAAACUUAAAAAGCAGGUGUACCAAUUAAAGGAUGAACUUAAGAAAAAGGAAGAUGCACUCACUAGCAUGGAGAAGAGGCUGAAGGAUAAUGGUGGAAGAGCAAGAUUGUACGAUGGAGCAAAACCAACAUUGAGGAACAAUAAAGCUGCAGCAGUUCCUCAUAGCUCUAAAGAGGUUGCAAGCAUAAGGGAGAAAAUGAGACUGUUGGAGGGACAAAUAAAGUUGAAGGAAACUGCUUUGGAGGCAUCUACAAAUUUGUUUUUGGAGAAGGAAAAGGAUCUUCAGAAGAAAAUUAAUGAGUUAGAAAACAGAGUGGAAGAACUCAAUCAGUAUUGCAUCACUUUCUCUGAAUACCAGUGUCAAAAGGUAGAUAAAGAUAUAACUGAGGCAACUUUAGAUGGAGGUGUGUCUGAAGAAUUGGGAACAACAGCUGAAUAUUCAAGUUCUAUUAAGAGCAAUGAUGGCAUUUUAUUGGAGGAAGUACCAAAGGCCUCAUUUGCCAAUAAUAGAGACUGCAACCAGCAUGAAUUAUUGACUGAGUUAGCAUCACUGAAGGACAGAAACAAAUCCAUGGAAAAUGAACUGAAGGAGAUGCAAGAACGGUAUUCAGAAAUAAGCCUCAAAUUUGCAGAGGUGGAGGGUGAAAGACAACAACUUGUGAUGACAGUCCGAAAUCUAAAGAAUGCCAAGAAGGGCUAAAACAUUGUUUCCCCCCCUAAACCCAUACACUUCAUGUAUAGCUGAAGCAGUUCAAUUUUCCCCCAUACAAGGUUUAGAUGCAAUGGUUCCUGCUGAAUGAAAAAAUAAAGGUGUACAAAAUAGAUAUAAAAUUUUGAGAAACUGUUUUGCAGUCCAGACUGCAUUAGAUUGCACCACAGGGACUUUUCAAUGAAGGGCAGGCCCUCGCCCAUCCAAAGGUCCCUAUUUUACAGUCUAAACUGCAAAACAGGGGACCCAUGAAAUUAACCUAAAAUGUUUUUGAAUGUAGGUAAAGUGUUAUUUAGUCUCUGGUUCUUGUUAUUCAAUAUAAUUCUUUGCUUCUUUCUGUUGUUUUCAUUCAAUACUUGUAACAUGACGUUUUUCUUUAAUAUACUUAUUUCAUUUGU
This is a messenger RNA of Rubroshorea leprosula, 3804 nucleotides long. The record is from the annotation of a GenBank genome assembly. Lineage: Eukaryota; Viridiplantae; Streptophyta; Magnoliopsida; Malvales; Dipterocarpaceae.